AUGUUCACAUUGGCUAUAGGAGAUAUCUUUGUUCCAGACAGGCUGCCGGGCAUUCCUCAAAAAUUCCUUAAACUUCUAGCGCCCAAUGCUGGGAAAUAUCCGUCCAAUCCUAGAAUUUCGCAGGUGGUAUGCUUAGGCAAUAUCACCCAGUCUAAAGAGACCCUCGAGUUCCUAUACAACAUAUCCCCUUCGUUACAUAUAGUGCAAGGAGAAUAUGAUGAUGCUAGUAUUGUAAGCCAGCAAUUGGAACACAUACUGGGCAGCUAUGCAUCGUUACCUCAGUACAAGGUGGUUACGUUGGACAACUUUCGCAUAGGGUUCACUAAUGGACACCAAAUAAUGCCGAGAAACGAUCCAUUGUCACUAUUAGCAUUUGCAAGGGAGAUCAAUGUUGACAUUUUGAUUUGGGGUGGAACUCAUAGAGUUGAAGCAUACACUUUGGAUGGCAAAUAUUUCAUAAAUCCGGGAAGCGCCAGCGGAGCGUUUCAUUUUGGCUGGCCCGAAAUUGAUGAAGAAGAGGAAGAGCAAAAGGAUGAAAGCAAGCAAGAAGAUAAUUCCGAGGAUACAAAGGAAUCGGAGGAAGAUAAGCAUGAUAAGGAUGACCUAAAAGAGGGCGAGCCCGAGGAGAAGAAAGACGAUGAAAAAUCUGAUACCAAUGAGGAAGAUGGUCAGGUUGAAAACCUCAAUGAGCCUAUUCCUUCCUUCUGUCUCUUGGAAACCCAAGGCCCCAAGUGUACACUCUACAUUUACACCUACAUCAACGAUGAGGUGAAAGUGGACAAGGUCAUCUACCAAAAAGAAUAG
This is a messenger RNA of Candidozyma duobushaemuli, 804 nucleotides long. RefSeq names its product retromer subunit. The record is from RefSeq and is a predicted model, not a curated record. Gene Ontology annotation, cellular component: retromer complex; endosome. The transcript has a single exon. Gene Ontology annotation, biological process: retrograde transport, endosome to Golgi; intracellular protein transport. Bases 1 to 804 code for a protein of 267 amino acids. Lineage: Eukaryota; Fungi; Ascomycota; Pichiomycetes; Serinales; Metschnikowiaceae.